UUAUGCAAAACACGAAUAAUGACAGGCGAGCACGCCAACAGGCAGUGAAUCACACUCGGGGAGUCGCACCCCCACCCCGCGCCAACCCCGAAAUAUGUUGCGGGGAUUGCGAAUCAAUGGGGUCUCGCCAGCCAACAAGUACCUCGAUCGUGCGUGCGGCAAAAAUUUGCUGCACAGCCCCCGAGACAAAGCAACAACAACACAGCCCCUACCACCACCCCGCGCGCGUCUGCGCCUCCUCGCAGGACCGAACCACCGAUUGCACAACAACGCACCCCCGGUGCAAUCAUUCCCGUUUCGGCGGUCGACCCUGUCGGCCAUGGCCCGUCCGUGCAACGUCGUCGACCCUGAGGAGCACUACCAGCGGCUCGAACGGCUGCUCACUGAGCUCUACCUCGUGCUCAGGACGCUCAUCUGCCAGGGCGGUACCCUGCUGCCUCCGCCCAGUUUUAACUUCCAUCCGCCUCCGCCACCACCACCUACGGAAGGCCGUCCGAGGAAUCCACCUUCACGAAGGGAUGGGUGUGAAGAGAGAAGGAGAAGCAGGAGAGAUCGCGAAGACGAUGACCAGCAACAGUCUGGAGGCAACAACUACAACACGAGACAAAGAACUAUGUGCGAGGACGACGUCCGAGAUUGUGACGAAGGUUACGCCGACGACGCGUCAGACGGAAGAAACUUUGUCAUCCAAAACAACCGAAGGAACAAUCAGCCUCACAGAGCAGUUUUGAACGAUUUGUCCAGUGCCAUCCUGCAGUCGCUCUCCAUCGCUGAAGACGAAUCUCAUCUCGCGUCGGUGACAUAAAUGACGCAAACGUGUGUUUUUCUUGUACAAUGACCUUUACCUGCAGCACUUGACACACUGCCAAAUUUUUAAAACUGUAAGUCGAUAAAUGUGGUAGUCAUUUACACUUUUGUAACUUUUCAUAUUAAUAAAAUGUUUGUGAAA
Messenger RNA from Cloeon dipterum, 949 nucleotides. RefSeq lists its product as uncharacterized. The record is from RefSeq and is a predicted model, not a curated record. The transcript is spliced from 3 exons. Bases 95 to 805 code for a protein of 236 amino acids. Lineage: Eukaryota; Metazoa; Arthropoda; Insecta; Ephemeroptera; Baetidae.